AUGACCCAUUCAUCAACUCCACGUCUCCCCAAUGAUAUACUGUUUCCCAUAUUCAGCCAUUUUUGCCUUCACUGUCAAGAUGCAUACAAUGAAUCUUGGGACGAGAGACCACUUCAGCCGAUCGCAUCUCAGCGAAAGAAACAACAAGCUGAAGCUAAGGCGUGGUACUCAAUCGAUAGACAGGCCCUCUUCUCGCUGUCUUUAACCUGUAGACAGUUCAGAGACGUUGCGCAGUCUGUUCUGUAUCAUGAAUUCGUCUUGGGCUACGGUGAUUCAUGGAUCUCAGAGGUAUAUACGUGGGAAGAUCGCCUUGCGCCAUUUAUUCGUACUCUAGCUCGUCGACCUGAUCUUGCCCGCCUUGUCAAGAUUGUUUAUCUCAGUCACCGCAUCUUCGGUGCCUCUAAUGGCAGAGAGGAGUCUCAUCGAGAUAUUCUACUAGAGGCAGCCAACGCUCUCCGCAUAGAUCUUCGAGCGGCUUGGGUGGAACGUGUGCCCAUGAUAUCUCUGGGCGAAGCGCAUGACUGGCCAGAGGUCUAUCCCAUAUUUAUCAAAUCUUAUCUCGAUGAUGAUCGCAAACUGACAGAGAAGCAAGAACGGCAACUCCGGAGGACAAUGACUGAGAACUCGGUACCCGGCCGUCGCUGGAUGAACGCCGAGCUCAUAGCAAUGCUACUAGCACAUACGCCAAAUGUUCAACAUAUCAGUAUUCAAGGCAGCCGUGACUGGCCAACGUUCGGGCUUGCAGGGUCUUCACUCUCUGCGCUUGGUGUCACUCAUAUGCCUGUGAAGAGGCUAGACCUAGGUAUGACGGCUCGCCCACUGAUCAAGCUCUCUGGAAAUCUUGAGACCUUGAAUCUUCAUGAAACUAUGGUAAACUUGGAGAAUUCUAUGGUCGAAAUGCCCUGUUUGAAGACUUUGAGGAUCACAGGUAGCUUUCUAACAGCUGAGCGGCUGUUAAAACUAAUGGGAGCCUGCACCGGGGGCCUGGUUGCUUUUGAAUAUGAAGCCGCACAGGGACAGCGUUACAAUUCUGAUGAUACUCGCGGCACAAACUUUCAACUAUCAGAUGCGAUUGAGUCGCUCCGGCUUCAUAAGAGUACCCUUCAGAUACUCCACAUGGAUCUUACUGCUCGACGUGAAGAUAUCAGGAGGGUCAAGCCAGGAGUGAAUAUGAGGGACUUCACAGGACUUCAACAUCUCUGGAUCAACACUCUUCUACUAUUUCCCAUUAUUCUGCCCCCAACGCUGGGAACGCCGGCUGAUGCGGAGAUACUCGUGCAAUUCCUUCCUCGCUCCAUAGUUUCACUCGUAACCUAUCGCGAUGGUAGAUGUUUCGUGAGUGACGCUUUACAUGGGCUCGCGGCAGUAAAGAGCCAGAAGUUCCCCUUUCUGAAGUGGGUUGUCCUCGGACCAAGGGGCGGAGGAACCCUCGAUCAGGUAUUUAAAGCGGCAGGUGUUAAGUUCAGUAACAAGGUAUAUCGUUUGCGCCAAGUGAGACAGUAUAUUCAAGGGCCGAAUGCAGAUAGUCGCCUUGAGUUCCCGGCUUAUGACAGAGAAGAUGAUCUCUGGUAUGGGGGAGAAUAA
Messenger RNA from Fusarium redolens, 1584 nucleotides. RefSeq lists its product as uncharacterized. The transcript is spliced from 2 exons. NCBI's taxonomy places the organism in Eukaryota, Fungi, Ascomycota, Sordariomycetes, Hypocreales, Nectriaceae. The record is from RefSeq and is a predicted model, not a curated record. The coding region runs from base 1 to 1584 and encodes 527 amino acids.